GACUUAGAGUUUUAUUUAGCUUGUCUCUCAAACUGGUGGUGUUCUUUUCCUAUGUAUAUAUACAUGUGAAGAAUUCUUGUGGAACAAAACUGCCGAAAUGUCCCAGGUGCAUGAAAGUGAAACCCCUGAAGAUAAGGUGGUCGAAAUUUUGUCCAGGUUGCCACCCAAGUCUCUGAUGCGAUUCAAAUGCAUACGCAAGUCUUGGUGCACUCUCAUCAAUAGUCCAAGUUUUGUGGCCAAACACCUCAACAAUUCCGUGGACAACAAACGCUCAUCCAACACUUGUAUCCUUCUCAACCGUUCUCAGAUGCCCGUUUUCCCAGACAACAGUUGGAAAUAUGAAGUUUUUUGGUCCAUGAUUAGUCUUUCCAUUGAUAGUGAUGAGCACAACCUUUAUUAUGAUGUUGAGGACCUAAAUAUACCGUUUCCAAUGGAAGACCAUCAUCCUGUAGUGAUUCACGGUCAUUGCAAUGGGAUUGUCUGUGUAAUAACAGGGAAAAAUGUUGUUUUAUGCAAUCCUGCAAUUGGGGAAUUCAGGCAACUUCCCGAUUGCCUCCUUCUACCCCUUCCCAACAUAAAAUUCCAAUUGGAGACGAGCUUUGGAGGAUUGGGAUUCGGCUAUGAUUGCAAAGCUAAAGAAUACAAGGUUGUGCGAAUUACAGAAAAUUGUGAGUAUUCAGAUGCUGAACGAACAUAUUACCAUCGUAUUGAUCUUCCUCAUACGGCUCAGGUAUACACCACGACUGCUAACUCUUGGAAGGAGAUCAAGAUUGAUAUAUCAAGUAAAAGCUAUCUCGAUUCUUGUCCAGUGUACUUGAAGGGAUUUUGUUAUUGGAUUGCAAAUGAUGGCGAGGAAUUCAUACUUUCAUUUGAUUUAGGUGAUGAGAUAUUUCAUAGAAUACAAAUGCCUCUUGGGAGAGAAUCCAGUUUGCAGUUUUGUAAUCUUUUUCUGUAUAAUGAAUCCCUUGCUUGUUUUUGCUCUCUUUACGGUCCAAGUGACAAUUCUAGAUUAUUUGAAAUAUUUGAAAUAUGGGUAAUGGAUGACUAUCACGGAGUUAAGAGUUCAUGGACAAAACUCCUAGCCAUUGGACCCUUUAAACACAAUGAGAAUCCAUUGACAUUUUGGAAAAGUGACGAGUUUCUUAUGGCUACCUCAGAUAGAAGAGUCACCUCUUAUAAUUCGAGUACCAGAAACCUCAAGUAUCUUCAUAUUCCUCCUAUUAUGAAUGAGGUUAUAGAUUUACAAGCUCUUAUUUAUGUGGAAAGUAUUGUUCCAGUCAACUGAGUUGAGGGCAAAAUUUCAUUUUCUCCUAUUUAAUUUGUAUAGGCUUGAGUUUGCAUCUUCUAAUUUUUCUUUGGGGCCUUUGUACUAUGUUUGCUUAUCAUGGGCUGCCUUUCGUUUUUUGGCUUUCCAUAUUUUUAAUGUUUUUUUAUUUGGAAG
This is a messenger RNA of Malus domestica (apple), 1441 nucleotides long. RefSeq names its product F-box/kelch-repeat protein At3g06240. Gene Ontology annotation, molecular function: protein binding. NCBI's taxonomy places the organism in Eukaryota, Viridiplantae, Streptophyta, Magnoliopsida, Rosales, Rosaceae. The record is from RefSeq and is a predicted model, not a curated record.